CGUACAUUUUCUAGACAUGAUUUGAUUUUCAUAUAUUUUCAUAGUUUCAUGUUAAAUAAAAUGCAUUCAUUGAUGUUAAACAAAACAAACAAUUUAUUUACGUGCGGUUUCAACAUGCUAUAAAUAAAGUACACGUACUAAUAGUAAAAUAUAUCAAUGAAAAGUGGACACCAUGACAUCAUAUGUCAAAUGCAUAUAGUAUAGGAUUUGAAAAUUGUAAAAUAAUAAAAAUGGAAUAAUUUUUUUAAUUUUUACAAUACAAUUCGAAUGUUUUUUUAAAAAUUAAACUAAUUAAACAUUAAAUAAUUAAACAAAUUAAUAAAAUAUUACAAAAAAAAAUAAAAUUUCAAAAUAUUUAUGAAAAAAAAUUACAUAACAAAAUUGACAAAGUAAUUUUGCUGAAAGCUGACAAAAAGCAGAGCCUAAAAAAGAGUUCUUUUUUUAAAACACAAAAUACUUAAGAGUGAAGAUUAGAAAAUUAAGUUCUAAAUAAAUAAAAACAAAAAAAAGUUAUCAUGCUUAAUUUAAUUUGAAAAAAAAAUUAAGAAAAUUUUAAAAGAAUAAAAAAUUUUUAUCGGAGUUUUUUUCCUUUUUUUUCUAUUAAUCGAACCAUUAAUAUUAAAAAUACUUAUUAAAAAUGUUGCCUUAUCAAGCUGUUGCAAUGGAUUAUGCAGCGGCAGGUUAUCAAAGGCAACCAGGUACUGGUAUACCUGGUGGACCAAUGACACAUCAUAUGGGUUCACUUGGUAUGGCUGGUGUUGGUGUUAGUGUUGGUAGUGUUGGUUCACCAUUUACACAUUCAUGGUUGGUGCCAACACAGGAUUUAUGCGCUGUACCAUAUAAACAAAUGCCGAAUCAACAUCAUCAUCAGAAUUCACAAAUGCAUCCAAAUCAACAAAUUGAACCGGGAAUUUUAGAAUUAAGAAAAGAAAAAUCAAGAGAUGCAGCAAGAUCUAGACGAGGUAAAGAGAAUUUUGAAUUUUAUGAACUAGCAAAAAUGUUGCCAUUACCAGCAGCAAUAACAAGCCAAUUGGAUAAAGCUUCUAUAAUAAGACUGACAAUAAGUUAUUUAAAAUUACGUGAUUUUAGUGGUCAUGGAGACCCGCCAUGGACGAGGGAGCCUUCAAACAGUAGUAAAGUAUUAAAAACCUCUUCAAUACGAAGAAGUCCCGCUGUAGAUUUAUUUGAACAACAUCAAGGUACCCAUAUAUUACAGUCAUUAGAUGGUUUUGCAUUAGCUGUUGCAGCAGAUGGUAGAUUUUUAUAUAUAUCAGAAACGGUAUCAAUUUAUUUAGGUUUAUCACAAGUUGAAAUGACCGGUAGCAGUAUAUUUGAUUAUGUACAUCAGCAGGAUCAUAAUGAAAUAGCUGAACAAUUAGGUUUAAGUUUAGCAAAUAAUCAAUCUGGUAGUAGUAAUGGUAGCAAUAAUAAUGGAAUUGGUUUAGCAUCACCGUCAUCAGGUGCAUCAGAUGAAGGUGGUACAAAUCAAGGAACAAACAAUCCAGAUGUGUCAGCUUCAAUGGUGUUGAAUGCUUCAAGUGCUUAUAAAGGUUUUGAUAGAGCUUUUUGUAUUCGAAUGAAAUCAACAUUAACAAAACGUGGUUGCCAUUUUAAAUCAUCUGGUUAUAGGGUUGUACUAAUGUUAUGUCGUUUACGACCGCAAUAUACAUUUUCACAUACAAGAAAAUCACAGCCCCCAUUAUUAGGCAUGGUGGCAUUAGCAAUUGCAUUACCACCACCAUCUGUACAUGAAAUACGUUUAGAAUGUGACAUGUUUGUGACUAGAAUAAAUUUUGAUUUUCGAAUAGCGCAUUGUGAACCAAAAGUAUCCGAUUUACUUGAUUAUACGCCUGAAGAACUAACCGGUAAAAAUUUAUACAAUUUAUGUCAUGGGGAAGAUGCGGAAAAAUUACGGAAAUGUCAUUUAGAUUUAAUAAAUAAAGGACAAGUUCUGACACAUUACUAUAGAAUAAUGAAUAAAAACGGUGGUUAUACGUGGCUACAAACAUGUGCUACUGUGGUAUGCAGUUCAAAAAAUGCUGAUGAACAGAACAUAAUUUGUGUUAAUUAUGUCGUCAGUCUCCGUGAAAAUGAGAAUCUUGUAUUAGAUUGCAUUCAGCUAGAGGGUGGCCUUGAUAAUCUCAUAAAACACGAAGAAAUUAUCAAUGAUAAUAAUGAUGGCUCCCCAAGUUGUGGUGGUAGUGGUGAUCUAUCUGUUGAUCAUCAUUCUACAGUAACGUCGGCGGUUGGAAAUUCAAAUGCAACAUCAGCAACUACUUUAGAACCUCAAAUAUCACCAAAAAUUGAUCCAGAUUUACAUCAACAACAGCAUCGAAAUCGUAGAAAUAAUUCAUUGUCAUCCAUUAAAGACAGUUUAGUAGUUCCUACCGUAACUGAAGAACAACAAAAUCUUAAUAUAUCUGCAGUUAAUAAUACACCAACAGUAACAACAGUGACACCCAUCGUAACAAAAAGAGGUCAUAAACGAAAAAUGAAAGUUACAGAUGAAAUGGUUGCAAUAAGUAUAGAUCCACCAAAAUCCUCUCCUGCUAUGUCAAUGCAUUCAAAUGGAGGUGUUCCUGGUGACCAAACAAAUGAUACGAAUCGUUCACGCCAUUCAUCAUCUGUUAUUGAAGAACAUACAGAAUCCUCUGUUAAAGAUUUAGAAAAUGCAAUGUCUAAACAUCUUCCUUCACCCACGAAUGGGGGGAAUAAUCCAACAACAGAUUUCAGCACCGAUGCCUUAUUAAAACAACAACAGCAGCAACAGCAACAACAAGACAAACUUGGUGGUAGUACAAUACAAUGGAUUGGUACACAUCAUACACACACUGCUGCUAAUCCAUAUCAACAACCUACGCCGAUGCCAGCUUCAGCUUUACUUAGACAAUUAUAUGCGAAUCGGGAAAGUGUAAUAAGAGCAACAGCUAGGCAAACUCCAACUGGGGCAGUUUAUUAUAGUAAUGAUAAUGGUCAAAAUGGACCAUUACCAACACCACCCGGUAGUGAAUCCUCUUUUGAUAACCAAUUUUUACAAUUACAUUCUCAUCAUAGCCAAAAGACAUCAGCCGAUGCAUUUACAAAUUUAGUUUCAACAUACGGUGGUUAUCCACAUCAUAGUUCAAUUGAUUAUCAUAAUGCUAUGACACCACCUAGCUCAGUAUCACCGAGAGAUUCAACAAAUUUAAAUUCAUUAAAAAAUUCAACUCAACAUUCAACGUCAACUGCAAAUGGUUAUGAAUACACAACAAUUGAUUCACUUCGUGGUCAAUAUAGUACAUUAGGUGGUAGUACAGGAAAUGGAAAUGGUAAUGGUAAUAAUACUGGUACUGGAAACGGAAAUGGUAAUUCAAAUGGUGAUGCGAAUCAAUCACCUACAACGCCAUCAUUAAUCAAACCACAACCAUAUUCUGCUGUUGCAAUGCAUCAUGCCGCAUCAACAGCUGCUGUUGCUGCCGCAGCAACAAUAGAUCCAACAACAGCUGCAGCAGCUGCUGCUUAUGGUACUUUAGAACAAUCACAAUAUUUUUCACCUCAUUCAAGUUUUCAUUUAUAUCAUAAAGGAACUCCAUCAGCUGGUUGGUAUACGACACCAUCAUAGAAUUAUUAAAAUCAUUUAGAAUUUAUUUAGAGCAGAAUAUUGUUAUAUAAUAUUUAAUACAAAGAAAAAAACAUUAAAGAAACCGGUUUGCAUUUAAA
Messenger RNA from Condylostylus longicornis, 3699 nucleotides. It is a transcript of the gene trh, whose product is annotated as protein trachealess. Gene Ontology annotation, biological process: regulation of transcription by RNA polymerase II. NCBI's taxonomy places the organism in Eukaryota, Metazoa, Arthropoda, Insecta, Diptera, Dolichopodidae. The coding region runs from base 638 to 3601 and encodes 987 amino acids. The record is from RefSeq and is a predicted model, not a curated record. Gene Ontology annotation, molecular function: DNA-binding transcription factor activity, RNA polymerase II-specific; protein dimerization activity; RNA polymerase II transcription regulatory region sequence-specific DNA binding. The transcript has 8 exons.